Molecule: messenger RNA, 1373 nt
Organism: Pelagomonas calceolata
Lineage: Eukaryota; Pelagophyceae; Pelagomonadales; Pelagomonadaceae
Source: the annotation of a GenBank genome assembly
AUGCAGAUCUUCGUCAAGACCAUGACGGGCGAGACGUUCACGCUCGACGUCGAGCCGAGCGACGCGAUCGACAGCGUCAAGCAGAAGAUCCGGUACAGGGGCGUUCCUCCGGACCAGCUUCGCCUCAUCUACGCCGGCAGACAGCUCGAGUACGGCCGCACGCUGAGUGACUACAACAUCCACAUGGAAUCGACGCUCCACCUGGUCCUCCGGUUAGGAGGUGGACCUCCCAGGGCCCGUUACCAUCAGUGGAUAAAGAGAAUCACCGUAAAUGGAGCAGAUCUGAGGGAUGUCCCGUCCGAGAAUGAAGCAGGAGAUGGAACUUUAGUCUCCAUUCUAUUUUGCACGAACGCCGAGUCCUCAGACCCUGCAAAAGGCAACUCGUAUAUCAACGUGGGAGCCCUGGUCCCUCCAAUUGCGAAUUGCAUACCGUGCACUAUCGCGGACUAUCGCGGCAAUGAUGAGCGGUUGCUGCCCACGGCCGUCACACACACAGCGAACACAUUGAACAUCAGACCCCAAAGCCGCCGGGAGAAGACUACGUCUUCAACAUCAACCCCGUGGGCGACCGGAGUUUUGUGGGCAGGUCUGGGCGAAUUGUGGGUUCACAUGAGGUGCGGUUUCAGACUCGCGAUCGGGUCCUCGCCUGCCCCAUCUGCCGCACGCAGCCCCCACGGCGCGCCUGUGGGAACAGAGUCUUCGCCUCGGCCCACUGUCCCGUCUGCUUAGAGACGGCGGAACCCGUCGUGGCCCUGCCCUGCGGCCACGCCCUCUGCGAGGUGUGCUUCGGGAGCAUCCCGGGCGGCGCCCUGCUCGUCAAUGGACAAAGUGUCGGCGCUACUCCUCGCCCUACGGAGGAGGCGCAGGACCGCGACGCGACGCGGCAGCGGCGGGAAGCGGCGCGAGAAGACGAGGACGCGGCGGCGCGGCGCGAGGCCGUCGAGCGGUCGCGCCGCGAAGCCGCCGAGGAGCGCGAGCGGCGCGCCGCCGUCGAGCGGUCGCGGCGCGAGGCGGAGCGGGCCCGCGCCGAGCUCCGCGCCGCGCGCGACGAGGCGGCGCGCCGCGAGGCCGCCCGCGCGAGGGAGCGCGACGAGGCGGCGCGCCGCGCGAGGGAGCGCGACGAGGCGGCGCGCCGCGAGGCCGCCCGCGCGAGGGAAGCGGCGGCGAGAGAGCGCCCAUCCUACAAUGCCGCAUUCGCGGUUAACCAGCGCGUCGAGGUGCGGUCGCGCGGCGGCAACCAGUGGUUCACCGGCAAGAUCACAGCUAUUCGCGGCGACCGCUUGUACGACAUCCUAUACGACGACGAGGAUUCCGAGGCACGCGUCGCCGAAUCGCGGAUUCGCCGGUGGGUAUCCACGCCGCACACUGGGUAG